Messenger RNA from Harpia harpyja (harpy eagle), 5560 nucleotides. It is a transcript of the gene ARMC9, whose product is annotated as armadillo repeat containing 9. Bases 90 to 2453 code for a protein of 787 amino acids. The transcript is spliced from 23 exons. Gene Ontology annotation, molecular function: protein binding. Gene Ontology annotation, biological process: cilium assembly. The record is from RefSeq and is a predicted model, not a curated record. Gene Ontology annotation, cellular component: ciliary tip; ciliary basal body; centriole. Lineage: Eukaryota; Metazoa; Chordata; Aves; Accipitriformes; Accipitridae.
AAGGAACCGCUGUGCUGUCUGCUAACACCCCCCAUUCUUUAUUGUUUUCGAGGUUUAUCAACGAUGAGAUGUAGCAGUAAUGCUUAGCGAUGGGUGACGUUCUAGCUUGUGAAGCUGAGUUACUCGGACUAGUGAGAGAGUAUUUGGAUUUUGCUGAAUUUGAAGAAACAGUGAAAGUAUUUACAAAGGAAUGCAAAAUAAAAGGGAAGCCACUACCUAAACCAGCAGGUGUUUCCUCAAGAGAUUCAAAAGCUUUGCCUGUUCAGAAAGAUCUGCUUACAGCAUUUGAAAAUGGUGAGCAGAAAGUUUUCUUCCAACUCUGGGAGGAGCAUAUUUCGUCUUCAGUCCGGGACAAUGAACCGGUUGCUCAGAAGCUGGAGUUCUAUCUUCACAUACACUUUGCAACCUACCUCUUAAAACACUCUAUGGGAAAGCCUGACAAAGCUGAACUUGAGGAAAGGAUUUCUCAUUUUAAGGCAUACCUGGAAACAAAAGGAGCUGCACUGAGCCAGACUACAGAGUUUCUUCCUUUCUAUGCUUUGCCUUUUGUUCCAAACCCCAUGGUACAUCCUUCAUUUAAAGAACUUUUCCAGGAUUCUUGGACAUUGGAUUUAAGGACAAGAUUGGAAAAGUUUCUGUCUCUGACUGUCAAAGCCAGACAGACUCCUCGGCUUCUCACAUUAUUUAAGGAGAAUGGACAGUGCAACAAAGAAAUGUUGCAACAUCUUCAUCAACAGUUAGUGGAAUCUGAGCACAGGACCAUGACCUACCUGAAACGAUUUAACAAAAUGCAGGUGGACUACCAUAAUCUCAUUGGAGUCACUGCAGAGCUGGUGGAUUCCUUGGAGGCCACAGUCAGUGGCAAGAUGAUCACGCCAGAGUAUCUUCAAAGUGUUUGUGUUCGCUUGUUUAGCAAUCAGAUGAGACAAAGUGUAGCACAUAGUAUUGAUUUCACAAGGCCUGGAACUGGAUAUUACUCUAUGAGCCCUUGUGAUGACGGAUAUGCUUCCACAAUGUUAAGAGCAUCUUUAGCCCCUGUGAAGAUGCAGGAUGUGCCAUUGUUGCCCUCAUUGGAUUAUGAGAAGCUGAAGAAAGAUUUGAUUACAGGGAAUGAUCGUCUCAAGGCCUUCUUACUGCAGGCUCUGCGCUGGCGCUUGACAACAUCAUAUCCUGGGGAACAGAGAGACACUGUCCUGCAAGCCUAUAUCAGUAAUGACCUCCUAGAUUGCCACAGCAGCUGUCAGAGGAGUGUCCUGAAAUUAUUACAUUCUAAGAGUGAGGUAGUCAGACAGUAUAUGGCAAGGCUCAUCAAUGCUUUUGCUUCACUGGCAGAAGGUCGUGUCUACCUUUCUCAGAACCCAACAUUGCUGCGAAUGCUGGAGGAGAGACUGAAAGCUGAAGACAAGGAUUCCCUUACAUGGGAGAAUGUUCUGGGGGCUCUGCAGAAAUUCAGCCUCAGGCGUGCACUGCAGUCGGCAAUGAUCAAAGAUGGGCUCAUUUUCUGGCUGGUUGAUGUUCUAACAGAUACAGAUUGCCUGUCUGAUUACACGCUGGAGUAUUCUGUUGCCUUGCUCAUGAAUCUUUGUCUGCGGAGUGCAGGGAAGAAAAUGUGUGCAAGGGUCGCAAACCAUGUGCUCAAAGUCCUCUCUGAUCUUCUUGGCCAUGAGAAUCAUGAGAUACAACCAUAUGUGAAUGGAGCACUGUAUAGCAUUCUUGCCAUCCCUUCUGUCCGAGAAGAAGCCAGAGCAAUGGGAAUGGAAGAAAUUCUGCGCUGCUUUAUCAAGGAAGGAAAUGCAGAGAUGAUCCGACAGAUUGAAUUUAUUAUCAAGCAGCUCAAUUCAGAAGAGCCGUUAAAUGAUAGUAUUGUGUCUGAUGAUGAAGAGGAAGAGGAGGAUGAGGAAGAAGACCAUGACAUCAUGGAGGCUGAUCUGGACAAAGAUGAGGUUUUGCAGCCUCAGCUGGGAGAGCUUGCAGGAGAGAAGCUGCUAACAACUGAGUACUUGGGAAUAAUGACUCAUACUCCAAAAACCAAGAAGAAGCUGUUUCCUGGUGUCCAUCAGAGUAUAGAUGAGCCCCUCCAGAGACCUGUGACGCCAGGUUAUCACAGAACUGUGUACCUAAUGCCAGAAAAUGAUACCAGUUCUUGUCAUGAUAGGGAUGAGAAGCUGCAGUCUCUUCCAAGUGGUCAUCCUCCCAUUUGUGGUGGGAGCAGGUCCAGCAUUUCUGACCUCUGCAUUUCCCCUUCAUACCCUGGGGCAGGCUGCAAGACCUUGGGGCACACAGUUGGAUUUUGGCUCAAGCCAAAUGAAUGGCUACAGAAGGUAACGUGCGGUCAGCAGAGGCCAAUGGUCUCACUUGCCUCACUCCAUCUUGCUUCCUGUGGAAGCGCCAAGGAUCAUACCCAGGGUUUCCAGUGUGUACUGUUAUUUCACUCCGCGAUGUCCUCUGCCUAGGGAAAGAGCUGCAGCCCAGAGACAGUGCACUUCCCAACAGGCAAAGCCCCUUACUUGAUCAAAUAUACCCUUGUUUGGAUCUAAAUGAAUCACUGUCUGCUGGCACCUGCAGGCUCUGUUGGCUAGACCUCUCUAUUAAAGUUGAAGGCAGCUGCAGUUAUCUGCUUAGAUUUGCAACUACAUUCAAACCAUAAAAGGUUGUGGAGGAUGGGAAGCCCUGUGCUGUAUAGCUACAUUGUGGGUAACGCUGCUAAAGAUUCUGUCCUUGCAACUUAAACUGAAAUGAAUGCAAACUCAGCUGGACCUGAGAGCUCAGAAACAUGUGAUGGAAUUUAAAAGGUUAUAGGCUUCUGAAAUAUUUUCUUUCUGAACUUCUGAUAUCCACAGGAUCAUGGAACUUCAGAUGCAGGAGUUUCAACCUUCUUGCAGGAAUUCAUUAACAUUUCCAAUUAGGGAUUUAAAGCAAAAUGUUCUGCAGUCUUAGAUAAAGGAUCUUGCAGCAUAUCCGGUACAGAAUUAUUAAUAAGUUCAGACAAAGCAUGCCUUUACUUUGCUGAAAAAUAUGCUUUGAAGCAGUAAAGGAAUAGCAUACUUUUUACUCUCUCUUCUAUUUUUUUUAAAUUUCCUAGAGGAAAUGAAAAGGAUUCUGAGAAAAGUAACCAAGGUCUUGCAGACAGGAAUUUGCUUGCGUAAUGCCUAGAGCUGAUAAAUAUAACACGCUGAAUGAAAGCCGUAUGAUAGAAGCAGAUGAAGCUCCUGUUCAAGAUGGGCACUUGGGUUCUUGCUGUUGUGUAGGAAUGAGAACUGCUGUCCUCAAGCCUCGCUUUGCGCAGUAGCACCUUGAGUAUAGCUGAGCCCUUUCCGCAGGGACGUUAGCUGGCCAGAGGCAGCAACUCAGAGCAACAAAGGUGGUAAACUAAUCAAAGGCAUACUGACUUGACAGUUUUCCUAUAUAGAAAUAAAAAAUGGAGUUUUACAUACUCAUGCUUUGUAAAGGAAACAAAGCCAAGCAGGUAUCAAAGGUAUUCCUAUUUGCUGUUUUAAAGUGUAAUUGGAUGCAAUUUCUAAGGCAUUAUGCAGCCACCAGGAGCCCAGCAGGCUUUCUGAACCACAUUUUGAUAAUAUCUUGCCAGUGAAAUGCUUUCAUUCACCUCAGUUUUUCUGUGCUGCUGAUGCUGUCUGACAGUUUGCUUGUAGAGAUUUGUGGGGAGGUUUAAACAAGGAGCCUGAGUAAGUCAGCAAAGUAAAUGUUCAUUUUUGAUGGAAAAUAUUGAUUUAAAGCCUUCAUGCUGAAGAAAUUUCUGCCAACUUUAAUGUUUCAGAUUGUCAGAACUUUGCUUGUAGCCUCUGUCUAAAACAGUUCGUUAGCUGUUUUCAGUCAAAAUUAUAUGCAGGUGGAUACUAAUAAGACUACUAGUUUAUACUCUUUUCUUGUAGAAAAAUCUUGGAGGUCAGAACAUACAGCAUAUUUCAAGUUUAUAAGCAUUAUAUAUGUAAAAAGACAUACAAUUUUUGUGUGUGGCAGAGACAAUUCUUCCUAGCACUAAUCUAGGCUAUAAAACAACACUGAGCUACUUGAAGGAUUGCCAGAGGUUUGUUUCGGGUUUUUGCAAGUAGCCAGUGAAAUACAUGCUUGUCUUUCUUACCUUUUGGGAUUUAGAAAUGAGGAGAAGAAGAGAAGAGGAAAGAGAGACUGCACUGCUAGAUCCCCUGGUUGUUCAUGUCAGUGACGGGACUUUCAUUCUGUAUAAUAAUUCGAUGGUGUCUUCGGAUAUCCCCUAUUUUCCAAAAGGCAGUGGGAUUUGUAAUUUUUAAAUUGGAAAGGCUUUAAUUUAAGACAAUGGAAAAUAAGCGCCUUCUCUUCUAGUGCCUUCUAAGAUACGGCAGAGAACAGUACAUAACAGAAAGGUGUAAAAAUAAUUGUACUGCUUCUAGAGACUCUCAUCAUGCCCUGCCAAACAUCUUUGCUGUGAAAUAAAUAUGCAGUUUAUUGAGUUCUGAUCUGGGUCUGAUGGUCAUUAUGCAGUACCAGGAACCUGCUCAUUUCAGAAUAUGUUUUCCAGCAUUGCAUGAAUACUUUGGGAUUCAGAGUUUCAUGCAGUCAAGUCAUGAAAGGAACAGUAAGCGACCAAGAGCGAAAAAACAGUUAGAAUAAAAGCUUCGUGUGAACAGUUAGUAUCGUCCAGGUCAUAUCUCAUGGAGACUAAGUUUAGCCUCAGGAAACCUUGAUCCUCUUUUGUUUUCUAAAAAUGAGAGCAGUUCUUAAUGUCCUCCAUGCCUGGAUAUAUUCAGCUGUUCUUGAGUCGGUCUGGUUUUGUCUGGAUCCAUCCUCCCUUUUUAUCACUUUGGUAAAGAAUUGAUAACUCUGGCUCUCUUUUCUUUUUUGUCUCCUGUGAGCAGAAAACUUGUGGACUAAAGAUGAACCCUGGUCAUCUUACUACGCUUAUUAUGCUGAAUGUCAGACAGAACAUGUGCUGGGCAGCCAAAUGCUUGUCUGAAAGUGAUCUGAUCUGCAUCCAUAUCAGCAUGUGAGAGCAAAUUAGGAUGGCAGCCUGUCCUGAGCAUGGGAGGAAUGGAGCUAGGGAUUUUCCCUAAACUCUUAUUGAUCUUGCACAUCUUGGUAGCCUUGUGUCUCUUGGCAAACUGACUGUCCUUCCCUUCUCCAUUAGUGCAAGGGAGAAAGUGAGGUAUAUUGAACUAAUGUAACAGACCUGAAGUGUGACAGAAAACACUGGUUUUUUGUCUGCAGUGACUGCCUGUUACUAUGGAUAUGUACAGACAACUGCAAGUGUUUGCAUUUGUGUGACUUUAAUGAGAUAUUGGUCAUUAGCUGAUAUAUGUUAACUGACGGUCUGGAUGCUCCUAGACCAUUGCAAAUGCAGAGUGUAGCUGCUUUGAAAAUGAUCCAAGCAUGUUUUACUUUCCAAUUGCAAAGGGCUGGAAGUAUGCACACUUGGAGUUGGCUUGGCUCAGCUGAUGAGCUGUAAUGCACUCUGCCAUGCUAACUCAGUAGCCUGCCAUUAUCUCAAGGUAUCCUUUGUACAGCAGGAAAUGUGACCUGAUUGUGUUUCUAGUAAAAUUGUAGAGAGGCAACUCCUCACUGAACU